Molecule: messenger RNA, 911 nt
Organism: Pungitius pungitius (ninespine stickleback)
Lineage: Eukaryota; Metazoa; Chordata; Actinopteri; Perciformes; Gasterosteidae
Exons: 2
Coding region: 180-881 (233 amino acids)
Source: RefSeq, a predicted model, not a curated record
UCAGCUUCAGAAUGGGAUGGGUUCACCGGGUCCUGACAGCCCCUGUGGUUCCGGCAUACCUAUCAGGGACCACGCUGUUACAAUAGCCUGUCAAGUGGAAAUUCCAACUGCACUUUGAAAGAAAGAGAAGUGCAGAUAAAGAAUCAUACGAGACUGGUUGGAAAUAAUCGGAACUCAGAAUGUUCCGAGGAGUUUGUUUUGGAUUUUCUGAUAUAACGCUUGUCUUCCUCCUGCUGUUCUCUGUCACAGGUUCGCUGGUGAUGGAUCAUCGCAGAGAUACAGAGGACGACCAGAGGCGCAACAAAGACAUUUUGGAAAUGCUACAUAUCAAUAAAGUGUCUGCGAGUCAUCAGGCCAAGCCACAUCCUUACAUGAGAGGGAUCUAUCAGCAAUUGGACUCACUGGAGAAUCAGGACUUUGGGGGUUCAGAUGGAACGGUGGUGCAGAGUUUUCGGAGUGUAGUUGGUCCACAUCAAGCUCCUUCGGGAUGGAUCUGGUUCAAUGCCAGCGGCCUGAACCCCUCUAUGCUGGCUGCAGAGCUGGUUAUGUACAGGAAGACACUGCACCCCAAUCCCAUCAGUAUAACUGUCGCCUUGCACAGUGCCUCAGCUUUCAAGGGCACUUUGGUGGAGAAUCCCGCCAUGGAGGAGAGACAACUAUCCCUGGAUCAGCAAUCUUCAUCUGGAUAUGAUGUGUUUGAUGUGUCAGCUGUAAUGCCUAUGAAGCCUCUUGAGGUGGUGGGCUUUCAGCUGCGUUACACGGACGAGACUGGCAGUCUGGUCCUUCAUGAAGCCCUAACACAGAGUCUUUACUGUCUGAAGAGAGGCUCCCUGAGAGAACCUUUACUGGUGCUUUACCAGUCACACCCCCACCACAGUUAACAAUGUGACCGCUGCUAGGGUCCGGAUGAU